AUGGGUAAACCAGCCUACAUGUACACUGAUUCGGAAACUGAAGAAACAUCAUGUAGUUCGGUUGCUUCGGAAAAUUUUAAGAAGAGGAAUAAAUUUUCCAUACUAAAGUACAAUAAUAGCAACGUGAAGAAAAAGAAAUGUAAAAUCCAUAGCAAGUCUGAACCCGAGGAUUCAGAUUAUAGAAGCAGGAGCCGCAGCAGAGUCAGAUACAGGCUGCCAGGCAUACUGAAGCAUAGUGAAGUCAGGGAUUCGUCCGACGACGAAGACGAUAGCGAGCCAGUUGCCAAGCCCUACAGUCAGUCCAGGUAUCUCGUGGGACGUGUGCCUCGUCCCGCUGGAGCAAAACCAGGCCGGGGUGGAGGUGUGGCUAUCAUCAUCAAGAAGAAUGUUGGUAGUGUACCAACAGCCCCCGUGCCGCAGAUUUCGAGUACACAUACUAAAAAGAAAAGUUGGUGCCGACGUCUUUCAAAGAAAAGGUCUUAUUAA
Arctia plantaginis is the source of this 486-nucleotide messenger RNA. NCBI's taxonomy places the organism in Eukaryota, Metazoa, Arthropoda, Insecta, Lepidoptera, Erebidae. The record is from the annotation of a GenBank genome assembly.